CAAUUAAACGUUACGCCUUUAAAACCCAAGUGACGUAUGACGGUUACGUCGGUAAUUGAAGUAUUAAUGCAACAACCAUCAGAGGUUAUAAGGACUUUUAAGAGAGCAACACUGCAUACUAGCGUCACGGUUAAGGGAAAUAAUAUAGGAAGCACAACAUCUUAAUAUCGCCGCAAAACGGAUUUAAAAAAAUUAAACAUGGCACCAAAUACUGCUUACACAUGGACUUUCCUGGCAUUACAUUUGUUGCUAAUCGGGCACGUGAUGCUCAUGGAAUCCGUGCCGACCAAGAAAACAUACCGCGCGGCGGUGUUCGAGCACGCCGUCAUCCCACCGCCCAUCUGGGCCAAGACGCGACACAUGGCGGUGGAUCAGAUGAUGUUCAACCUGCGGAUAUACGAAGAACAGGCACACAUCGCUGGCAAGAAGGGAGUUGAUAUAAUAGUGUUCCCGGAGGAUGGUCUGUACGGGCUUCACCUGAGGACCCGGAUGUUCAUCUACUGGUACCUGGAGCCCAUCCCUGACCCAGUAUACGUCAAGGACUGGGUACCCUGCGACGAGCCCAUGCGCUUCCCGCAAGCCGACGUUCAAGUCUUCCUAAGUUGCCUAGCAAAGAGAAAUAAGAUGUACGUCGUGGCGAAUAUGGGUGACAUCAAGAAAUGCCUGGCAGGGGUCGAUCCAAACUGCAACCUAAAAGACGGCGUCUAUAUGUUCAACACCAACGUGGCGUAUGACCGCCAUGGUAAGUUCAUCGCCAGGUACCACAAGCAACACCUCUUCUUGGAACCGCAGUUCAAUGCUCCGGUCAACCCAGAAUACAUCUUCUUCGACACGGAGUUUGGUCGAUUCGGAAUGAUGGUGGGCAACGACGUUCUGUUUCACGAUCCUGGACUUGAAUUAAUCCGCCACCAUGGCGUGACGGAUAUUGCAAUUCCAACCUCCUGGCCUGAUAACUUGCCAUAUUACUCGGCCAUUGGUUACAUGUCAUCCUUUGCAAUUGGCCACUCGGUAAACAUGCUGGUGGCGAACCUACACGACGUGCAUCCCGGAUCGAGUCUUCACGGAAGUGGAAUAUUUACGCCGGCCGGGGCGCAGACAUAUAUGCGCGAUCCGUUUACUUUACGAGGUCACCUUCUGAUUGCUGACGUUCCUAUCAACGUGCGUAAGAUUCCAAAUCUAGCGUGCGAUGUAGGUCUCACGCAGUUUGGACCAGCGGAGAUGAAAGCGCUCAUGCAUCCGGAAUUCAAGACCACAGUCCUGAAAGACUGGUUCGAUUUUGUUUUAGUGAAGGGAACAGCCGGCGCUGUGACCAUCUGCCAGAAUGGCUUUUGCUGCUUCCUACAAUACGAUAAAGCGAAAACGUACGACGUGUUUGCAUUCGGCGUGUUCCACGGAAUACACAAAUCGUAUGGUCAGAUGUACGAGCAGAUAUGCCUGCUUACCAAAUGCAGGGAUUAUAACGCCCAGUCGUGCGGCUACCCCGUUCUUCAUUCCUCUACGAAGUUCAAGUCGUUCCGUAUCACAGGCAACUUUACCACUCCAUUUAUACAUCCACAGAUUGUAGUGGCCGAUCCAAAACUUAAUCUGGGACUGCCCGCUCCUGGGAGUUUCCUGUACGGUCCCGGCGGCCUUCAGGGCACUUCCGUUGAGCGACCCCUGCUCCAUGCCGCACUUAUUGGCCGCCUUUAUCAUAAGGAUUGCAUUAACUGUAUUGGCGUCUAAUAUGAUGCUUUCAGCGCUUUGAUUGAAAUAAAAUGGGAACAAUUCUU
Dreissena polymorpha is the source of this 1769-nucleotide messenger RNA. RefSeq names its product pantetheinase-like. The transcript is spliced from 2 exons. The record is from RefSeq and is a predicted model, not a curated record. The coding region runs from base 199 to 1722 and encodes 507 amino acids. NCBI's taxonomy places the organism in Eukaryota, Metazoa, Mollusca, Bivalvia, Myida, Dreissenidae.